Molecule: messenger RNA, 1094 nt
Organism: Cloeon dipterum
Lineage: Eukaryota; Metazoa; Arthropoda; Insecta; Ephemeroptera; Baetidae
Product: neuroparsin-A-like
Exons: 4
Coding region: 162-578 (138 amino acids)
Biological process (GO): regulation of signal transduction; regulation of cell growth
Cellular component (GO): extracellular region
Molecular function (GO): insulin-like growth factor binding
Source: RefSeq, a predicted model, not a curated record
AAUUUUCAAUGAUCUCGAGUCUCGCUAUGCUCUCCAAACACAUAACAUCUUCCACGGCUCUUCUUUCUGGCUCCAACUAGAUUUCGAUCGUCACUCUAACGCCAAUUGUGGUGAUCUUCGUCUGUGUUGCAGUUCUCACAGAGGAUUUUCCAUCUGACACCAUGCAAGCCUCUCUCUACAAAUACUCUGUCAUUAGCUUGGCUUCAACCUUAUUUGGACUGUUAGUGAUUGCAUCAAUAAUGACAACUGCACAAAGCGGUCCUACUCGCUGCGGACCUUGUUUGCAGGGCACAUGUGUCAGCAACCCCGACGACUGCCGCUAUGGACACUUUCACGAUUCGUGCGGUCGCAUCGUCUGUUCAAAGGCACCUUCUGCUUCUAAUAUGGCAAGCCUUGAGAGACUUAUGCGAAGGAUAUCUCGCACUGCUCGUUCCCUUAAAGGUCCCGAUGAAAAGUGCGGCGGCCUUUACGACUACUUUGGACGUUGCGGUCACGGCCUGGUGUGCAGGUGCAAUCAGUGCGUUGGCUGCUCCGAAGACACCAUGGAGUGCUCGACCAUUAACAACCCAAAUUGCUGAUUGGCCGUGGACGCCGCUAGCACGUUCCGAUCUCACAAAUGAGCCUCCAGCCAACAGUAUUAUCCAUCUCUCGCCCUCUCUCUCAAAGUCCCUGUCGCCAGUCAACUUGUUUGCAUUUCUGUUCAAGCAUUAUUUGUCCACUGUUAUUUAAGUAAUCUUUUUUACCAGCUAAAAGCUGCCAUUUAUUUAGGCCGCGAAAAGUUUUGCGCAUUGUCCGGCAAUAUUUGAGGCAAGUUGAAUUGUUUCAACCCACUCUUGAAUAAUUAAACUCUGUCUACUUAUCCGAAGUUACGCAAAAAUACCGCGCAGCCGAUUCAUUUUCUUUUACAGGCAAUUGCCUUUAAGAGCAAAAUAUUCAUUUUCUAUAUUUUCUAUUUUCAUGAUUUCCAUCAUUAAGGGAAACCAAUUUCAAAGCUCUGCGUUGGAUCUUUUGUAAUGUUAUUUAUCUUUCUGUGAUGCUGAUAUUUUUUGUCCCCUUCAUAUGUGAGAUGGACCGUAAUAAAGACAAACCGAAAA